UUCGUCUAUAUUUAUUCUGGACAGUGAUUAUACUACACUGUCAACUGUUGAGCCGCUAAAUAUUUAUUUGGCAUUUUGUAAAACGAUUUUUAUUUUAUUUUUCCUGUUAAACAUCUGAAAUUGGGACAUUAGAAUGACGGCGUACAAAUUUAUUUUCGCUUGGUGUCUUACGUUAAUAUCAAACCUGGAAAUUAUCCAAGCAAGAGAAUCGUAUGAAGAAGUACCCAGUGAUGUGAACAUAGGCCGUAGCUUGAUUCAGACAAACCCAUCUCACAUGGAAAUCAUGAUGGAAAGGUUAAUGCUGGAUGUUACCGGAAUUAAAGAAAAUUUAAUAGAGUUAAAUUAUCAGCAAUCCCGAAUGUCCGGACGAAUUUUGGAAGAUAUCAAAGUCUCAUGUUCCAAUCCACAAAAUUUUAUUUCGCACAGUUCAGCUCCCACUAAACUUUCCGACGUUGAGUCCAUAAUUGAUUCCUCUGAGGAUGUAGCCACCCUACGCAACGCGACCACAACCACCAAACAUGCAAUCAGAUGUUCCAGUUAUCGCGCCCUACACGAGUUUAUUCCGGUGGAGUCGGUCACUUCAAACGAUCAACUGCUCGAGGCUGGCUGGGACACGGGGGUCGGUCCCUUGUACUUUUGCCACACGCAAGUCCCCAUCAAUGGGAUCCAGUGUCGUCUUUACGGAAAAGGAAAUCGGAGAACGUGCUGGGUAGCGUUGCCCGGCGGAAGAGUUCACUGGGUCACGGACAAGUUUCACCUGCUCCGAAAACCAGAAGGGGUCAACCUCGAGUGGAGGGCGAGCUGGCCGACCGACGUGGAAAAAAGACCCGUCGCAGAACUCAAGACCGGCGCGGGCGUGGUGUACGAGUCGGCCGUGUGGGACAUUUACACUUGUGGACUCGCACCAAGGUUCUACUUUGGCCGGUGUGAAAGGGCUGGGGUCAAAACUCCGGGGCUCAUUCAGUCGGGCGAGGUCAGUUUAAAGUACACGUUCGGAGGGAGAGAACAGUCUUGUGAUAAGUAUGAGAUACUUGUUUGCACAAAUAAAUAAGUACAUAUGUACAUAUGUGAUCGGUAACAAGUGAGCAAAUAAUUGACGUUUCCAGUUUCGCUAGGGAGUUAAAUAUUUAUAAAAUGGAUUAAUAAAAAUUGCAGCAGGUUGUGCAAGGUGUUGCCUUUUUUGACAGUAAAGACUAAAUAAAACAAGCAAAUACAAAUAAAAUAAAAUGGAUUAAUAAAA
This is a messenger RNA of Folsomia candida, 1240 nucleotides long. RefSeq lists its product as uncharacterized. Lineage: Eukaryota; Metazoa; Arthropoda; Collembola; Entomobryomorpha; Isotomidae. Bases 134 to 1051 code for a protein of 305 amino acids. The record is from RefSeq and is a predicted model, not a curated record. The transcript is spliced from 4 exons.